AUGAAGUCUGUCCUCUGCAGCCUGCUGUCCUGCGCCUCUCUGCUGCUGUCUGAUGUCCUGGCCACAUACCACCUCAGUGUGGGGGACCCUCAGCUCAUCUCCACGCAGAGCUUCGCACAGAGCAGGAACAAUGGACGACCACUGCUCAGGACCCUCAAUCCUGCAAAGACAGACUCUCAGUGCAGGAGCCGGCCCCUGGACCUGGUCUUUAUCAUUGACAGCUCUCGCAGUGUGCGCCCCGGCGAGUUUGAGAAGGUGAAGAUAUUCCUGGCCGACAUGGUCGACACGUUGGACGUGGGCUCGGAAGCCACCAGAGUGGCUGUGGUCAACUACGCCAGCACGGUCAAGAUCGAGUUCCUGCUCAAAAACCACUUCAACAAACCGGACAUGAAGAAAGCCAUCUCCCGCAUCGAGCCCUUGGCGGCUGGCACCAUGACCGGCCUCGCCAUCAAGACUGCAGUUAACGAAGCCUUCACCGAGCAGUCUGGGGCCCGGCCUCGCUCCAGGAACAUCUCCAAAGUGGCCAUCAUAGUGACAGACGGGAGACCUCAAGACCAGGUGGAGGAGGUGUCAGCUGCAGCUCGGGCCUCAGGCAUUGAGAUCUACGCUGUUGGGGUGGACCGUGCUGACAUGCGCUCCUUGCAGCUGAUGGCCAGCAUCCCUCUGGAUGACCACGUCUUCUAUGUGGAGACCUAUGGCGUUAUCGAGAAGCUCACCUCCAAGUUCAGGGAGACCCUGUGCGGUGUGGACCCCUGUGCCAUGGGACACGACUGCGAACACAUAUGCGUCAACAGCAAUGCCUCGUAUUACUGCCAGUGCCGGAACGGUUAUAUCUUGAAUGCGGACAAGAAAACAUGUUCCCUGAAACAGGUGAAGGCGGUGGUGGUGGAGGAUCCCUGUAAAUGUGAAGCCAGGCUGGCCUUCCAGAAGCAGACGCAGGCCGCCCUCCAGCAGCUCACAGCCAAGCUAUCUGAUGUGUCUGGGAGAAUCGAGCGUCUGGAGAACAUGGUGGGCCGUGCUUAAAGCUGCACACUGUGAGACAGCUCGCCGGUUUACAUCGUGGACGUGGACAUGUGUUUCCUGUCAUCCACCCUCCCAGAACUACUGUAUGGACUUCGACCACAGAUGGAGUGAAACUGUGAUUCCCCAUAGUUACUGACUGUAGUGACUGAUGAGUAACAAUAUCUGUUGUUGAAU
Epinephelus fuscoguttatus (brown-marbled grouper) is the source of this 1197-nucleotide messenger RNA. It is a transcript of the gene matn3a, whose product is annotated as matrilin 3a. The record is from RefSeq and is a predicted model, not a curated record. The transcript is spliced from 6 exons. NCBI's taxonomy places the organism in Eukaryota, Metazoa, Chordata, Actinopteri, Perciformes, Serranidae. Bases 1 to 1023 code for a protein of 340 amino acids. Gene Ontology annotation, molecular function: calcium ion binding.